UACAAAUACGAUUAUACAGCCUCAGUUUAACACGGCCGAGCGGACAGAUAGAGCAUUCUACGAUCCGACUCAUAAAGAAAGGUAAUUCUGUAAGGUUAAUACUAAACGCAGAGAUUUUUUUUUAACAAUUGCACAGAUCUCCUGACGAAACGGAAGAAUAGGGAAACCAUUAUUAUAGCUGGGACUGAGGUGAUGUUUCAGGCAGGAUGUCGGUUCUCCUGACAGAACCAGCAUCACUGGGCCGGGAGCCUGCUGUCAGAGCGGACCGCAGUUCGGCGUUCAGCAGAUGAAUGGACAGUUUCACGUGCGCUCCUCCGCGUGACGGAUCCGGAUCAGCGCCUCUGAACGCGGACCCGCUCGAGCAACACAAACGUGUUUACACUGUUAUGAAGAAGUGUCCUGAUCAGUUGCUCUACUUCAAUUGAAAUAAAAGCGAAACAAGUGUGUCACUGGACCAUGAAGCCGCACCAUCAACUGUUUAGGUGUUUUUGGCGAACGUUCGUCAUUGUUCUUCUGUUUGAUGUCACACCGCUCAUGUUGUUCAGGGGUUCCCUCACUCUCACCCUGACCGGUGAGAACAGCAGCUUCAUGCUUGAGGAGGAUGCGCGGAUAAUCUGCUCUUCUCACAUCGUCUCAAGUCGUAGAAGAGAGUUGAAGCCUUUGGUCAAGACCAGGCCGUUUGCUUUGGUGGAUGGAGUUAGGAGAAGGCUGAGUGAUGUUUUACAGAAUGGUCACCCUGAUAGACUCCAGUGUGGUUUAAAAGUGGGAACCAUCUUGUAUAUACUGGAUAUGAAGAAAAACCAAGAUCUUUUGCCAAAGCCACCUAAUGUGUUUUACUACCUACCAAAUGGAACCGGGGUGUCCAUGGAGCAGAAUCCAGUGACCCACUGUUACUAUCAUGGCUCAGUGCAAGGUUUCUCUCAGUCCCGUGUGGCUCUCAGCUCCUGCUCUGGAUUGCGGGGAGUGAUCGUCAUUAACGCCACACUAAGUCUUGAGCUGCAUCCUGAUGAAGAAGAAGGUGAUAAGGAUGAGGAGGGGAGUGGAGAAAUGAAAGAAGGAUUGAUGCAUGUGAUCUACUCGACUCUCCAGCAAACAUCUGAAUAUGGAGGCUGUGGAGUAUCUCACACCUCUGUUCCUCCCAUUCAGAUCAUUCCACAAACACACAGGAGUAAGAGAGACAUUCUUUCAGAGACCAAAUACAUUGAACUUGUGCUGGUGGCAGAUCAUAAAGAGUAUGUAAACUAUCAGAAGAAUAAUAAAACCAUCAUCUACCGCAUGCUGGAUGUCGCAAACCAAGUAGAUUGGUUCUAUCGGCCACUGAAUGUGCGUGUGGCUCUGGUAGGGUUGGAGAUCUGGAGUGACCAGGAUAAAAUCCAGGUGGAUAAAAAUCCUACUGAAACUCUAAACCGCUUCCUUGAGUGGAGGACGAGGGAGCUGUUACCACGACUACGCCAUGACAAUGCACAGCUGAUCAUGGGUGAGUCAUUUGAUGGGACGACGGUUGGCAUGGCAUCUCAGUCCUCCAUGUGCUCAAAAGAUCGAUCAGGAGGAGUGAAUGUGGAUCACCUGGUAAGUGUGUUGGGCGUAGCCUCUACGGUAGCGCAUGAGCUAGGCCACAACCUGGGAAUGAGUCACGAUACUGUUGACCGACGCUGUCAGUGUCAGAAUGAGCCACGUCUUGGAGGCUGUAUCAUGGAGCCCUCUACUGGGUUUAUGCCUGGUCAGCUCUUCAGCAGCUGCAGUGAGCGGGAUCUGUCUCUCAGUCUGCUGCAUGGUGGUGGGAUGUGUCUGUUUAACGUGCCUCAGCCGGAGAGUCUUAUGGGAGGUCAGCGCUGUGGGAAUCUGUACAUGGAGAAAGGAGAAGAGUGUGACUGCGGCCUGCUGGAUGAAUGCAAUGAUCCUUGCUGUAAUGCCAGUACGUGUAAACUGGUUCCAGGUGCCCAGUGUUCUUCUGAUGGUAUCUGCUGUGAGAACUGCAAGCUGCGUGUGGCUGGGUCAGUGUGUCGAGACCCCUUAGGAGAGUGUGAUUUGCCAGAGUACUGCACUGGUACCUCCCCCUAUUGCCCACCAAAUGUGUUCCUACAGAAUGGAGAGCUGUGCAAGGGCAGGUCCUCUUACUGCUACAGCGGCGUGUGUGCCAGUCUGGACGAACAGUGCCAAAUGCUCUGGGGAUCAAACUCCACCCAUGCUCCGCCCAUCUGCUUCUCUUCAGUGAAUAAACAGGGCAACAAGUACGGAAACUGCGGCCAGAUGCCCAACGGUUCCUACAUCCCCUGUUCAAAAGGGGAUGUGCACUGUGGGAGGAUCCAGUGUCAGGGUGGGAGUGAUCGUCCUCUGCUGGGCUCCAAUGCUGAGAUUUUGACCACAAAGGUUAAACUGAACCAGAGUGACUUUACCUGUCGAGGGACCUAUUUUAAUCUAGGUGAUGAUGUUUCUGACCCAGCCAUGGUGGCCCAGGGGACUGCCUGUGGACCCAAAAAGGCUUGUGUGGACCAACGCUGUCAGGACGUUUCCAUGUUCGGUGUUGAAGAGUGCCACAAAAAGUGCAAUGACCAUGGGGUUUGUAACAGUAAUAAGAACUGUCACUGUGAUGAGGGCUGGGCUCCUCCUGACUGCAGAUAUUCUGGAACUGGAGGCAGUGUGGACAGCGGUCCCGCACGAGAACCCAGAGAUUCUGAUCCUGCCCAGGUGGCUCUGCUUGUAAUCUUCCUGUUUGUGUUGCCGGUCGGGCUGCUGUUAGUUGCACUCCGGUUCCCCCGCUGUCGCCGAAGCCUUGUGAGCCUCGGCCACACACCCUUCAACAAAACCCGACAGAGCCGAACACCUGCCAUAGAGCUUACAAAUGCUCGAAAUGGAGAUCAGGUGCAGCCACUCAGAUACCAGUGGCCCCAGCAGAAUGACAUCCCUCUUACACAGACUGUCAACAAGGUUCAGCACAGGCCUGCUGCUCCAACUAAACCUCUUCCACCUGAUCCUGUCACUAAACCUGCUCAGUUGGCAGGCCACUGGCCUGCGCCUCCCACCAAGCCCCUCCCUCCUGACCCCACACCCUCAGAGAGCAAGAUGCAAUGCAAGCCCACAGGAGCACGACCGGCUGCACCAAGAAAGCCCCUUCCCCCUGACCCUGUCCUCUCUGACCGACAGAACCCUGUUCCCCCUAAACCUCCCGUUCCCAAGAAACCACUGCCUGUGGAUCCUUCAUCUCACCCUCCUCCUCCACUCCCACAGCUGGGGCAUGCGGGAACUGUUGCAUCUUUAUCGUCCUCUUACUCACAUAGCCUUAAGUCAGCUGCCGCUCCUGCCAGACCUGCUCCCCAUCCACCUCUUCGGAGACAACAGCAUCCUGGGAAACCCCAUGCUCCUCACCCAGUAUAGCCAGUAAGGAAACAUUGGUCCGGUGUUGCUUUGCUGUGGGAUACUGUGUGAUGUAGACUUGCACAUUUUUAUUUGCACUGACCCAGAGAGUGGACUUGAUUCUGCAAGGUGAAACCUUGACACUUGCAGGGACCCCUCUCUUGCUCUGCAUCUGAAUCAGAACUUAAACUUCGAACUCACUCUGAGGCUCAAUGGGCCAUUUACAGACAUUUACAUUACAGACUCCAAUAAUGGUGAAAAGAUAUUAUUGAUAUUAUUUUUCUUUUUUAAGAGUGAAUACAAAGGGUAUUCAAUUUUAAAAUGUGAUUCAGAAGCCCAGUUCAAUGCAUGGAAAUAGGAUAGGACCAGAUGAUGCCUUGAAGGAAGGAAUCUUGAUUUCUUCUUCUGAGAUGCUGUAUGCAUGCUCGAUUGCCUGCCUACUGAUGAACUGAUCUUUCCUAGAGAAUCUCUUUGGGGCCUAAUUAAUCAGCUAGACACCAUGUCAUCUACGAUUAUUUAGAAAGCUCACACCAAAACUGAAUUUUUACAUUUUCUCAAAGGUGCACUCAGUAGUUUUUCAUUUAUGUUCACUAGCCUAUAUGGCAAUCGUCUUGGCUUAUACUGACACUUAGCAACGUGGAUGCAGCAUCACACAAAAGAUGCCAAUGCCAUUGUAGAAAUUCCCUAUUUGCAGUUAGCCAUGAUUCAUUUAUUCCAUGAAAGAAAGUACAGAGAUAAAGCUAGUAUUCGGCUGGUCAUCUGAUUUCAUCAUGUCUGCCCCCAUAAGGCAAUCUGUUCCCUGUAAAAUCAGCUUUAUUAGCCUACAGAUAUCACUGGACUCAUAUCAUGUGAGUGUAUGUGAUUUAAAAAAUAAAAUAAAAGUACUCUUUAAAGGAAUAUUCUGGGUUCAAUAUAAGUUAAGCUCAGUUGACAGCAUUUGUGGUAUAAUGUUGAUUACCACAAAAAUUUAUUUAGAAUUGUCCCUCCUUUUCUUUACAACAGCAAAAAUCGAGGUUACAUUGAGGCACUUACAAUGGAAGUGAAUGGGGCCAAUUUCUGCAGGGUUUAAAUUGUAAAAUUGGCUAUAACUUUACACAGAAAAGGGUAAUAAGUGAUUUUAUCACUAAAAUCAUGUUAACUUGCAUAUUGUUUAUGUCUUGUGGCUAUACUUUUGAAAAAGUGAGUAUUUUAAUGUUCAAAUAUUGGCCACAUUCACAUCCGUUGUAAGUGCCUCACAGUAACCCAGAAAAGGUGGGGCAAGUCAAAAUUGUUUUUUGCAUUAAUCAGUAUUAUGCCACAAAUUCUAUCAUUGAGCUCAACUUGUACUGAACCUGAAAUAUUAUUACAACUUUAUUUUAAUAAGAGAAAAAUGACUAAAUGCACUUUUAAUUUCUCCAGCUAUAAAUGCCUAUUAGUUUAAAGACAGAGCUUCUGUCCAGUAAAUUCCAUUUGGCAUCAGCUGUCUCAUUACAGACAUUUGCAUUGCACACAAACACACACAUAGCCUUUGUAAAGUCUGUGUUUUAUAUCGGUGUCAAGAAAAAAAAUCAGAUUGCAAAUUGUGAUUACAAAUGCUGCUGCAGGAAAAGCUGGCUGAUUGGAAGAUGUACACCUCUUCACUCAAAGCACCGAGAAAGGUAUUUGAAGAUAUUUGUGUAUUUUGAAAUAUGCCAUAUUUUUAAUGCAAUAAACAUGGGAUCUAUUUUUACACAUGAA
This is a messenger RNA of Myxocyprinus asiaticus (Chinese sucker), 5070 nucleotides long. RefSeq names its product ADAM metallopeptidase domain 15 (gene adam15). Gene Ontology annotation, molecular function: integrin binding; metalloendopeptidase activity. NCBI's taxonomy places the organism in Eukaryota, Metazoa, Chordata, Actinopteri, Cypriniformes, Catostomidae. Bases 457 to 3375 code for a protein of 972 amino acids. The record is from RefSeq and is a predicted model, not a curated record. The transcript is spliced from 25 exons. Gene Ontology annotation, biological process: innate immune response; proteolysis; integrin-mediated signaling pathway.